AGGUGCUCUACCGUAUCGGUGCUGCCGGCCGUCAGGUCAGUCUUAUGCUGGGCUGUGGGGUGGGGGAGCGUUGUCACCUGUGCACGAAACAACAGACUCAUACGUACAAAGUAACUUACCUAACCUUCCCAUUCCAUGCCCCCUCUCUUCUUCUACCUUCCUCUCGUCUCCCUCCUUCCUUUCCUCUCCUCUUCCAACCCAACCCUUCCAACCUCAAACCUUCCCCAUAUCCGACGAACUGAGUACUUGUCACAGCCCCGUCUUGGUCGUUGGAAGCCACUUUAACCCGCUCGAGCCUUCUCUAGUUACUACUAGUCGUAUCUAUCGUCAGGCUCACAUACAGACUACAUACACUCACCUGCCUGCCCCCGGAUUUUCUACUUUAGCUCCGAGCUCCAACCGAGCUUGCAGCUCAUCUGCUCCGAUCGCAACUGCUGCUUCGUUUCGACGCCACCGACCACCCAUCAUGCUGCCCGUCUUCCACAUCCGUGAGACCGUGGACGAGCUGGGCGAGAUCCAGCUUUCGUCGCCGCAAGAAUACGAUGAUCUCAUCGAAGAACAACCCGUCGCAACUUUGGGCUACGUCGAUGACGACGACGGCGAGGUUAUCACAGUCGGAUCGUCGAUAGAACUCUAUGAUCGCAUUGACGAACUGCAAUCCAUUCGACCAGUCGUGUUUAACCUUCUCACAUCGCUUCGCUCUUGGCCGCAAACACCCCAUACCGCGGAGGGCAUCCGUGUGUGGAAGGAAUUCGUCGAGCGCAAGGACAAGCGAAAGGGAAAGGGUAAGGAGCCCGUCCGGCCAGACGAAGAAGAAGAGGAGCCACAGGUGGAUGUCGUCGAUGGGGGCUACCUCACUGCGGAUGAGGGCGAGCAACCGAAACCGUUUUUGACGGUGUUUGAAGAGGAGCUACAAAAACUACUUGAUCAAUCGCAACCAAAAGAAAAGACGCUCGCUUCUACGCAAAAGCGGGAUCAAGCACCUUGCUCAUCCUCCGCCGGAGCCAGCUCCACCACCACCACCCCUGCCGAUAUCGUUGCUCAGGCUGUCGAGAGCAUGAACUGGGCCAGUCAGAGCAUCAACCGACUGCACACCGAGCUGCCACAACGUGCGCAGCCGGCCGUUGUUGGCCUGAGCCAGACCGUGUUCAGUGCCAUGGGUGCGCUUACCACGCAGCUUUCGCAGCUCGCUCAGGAUGCGUCGAUGAAGGCUCAAAAGGCGGCUAAUGUCACGCGAGAAGUCGACACCACUGAGAUCGAAUCCGUCUUGGAGAAGAUUAGAAAUUUGGCCGUCGGUAUUGGCCAUGUCGCUAGCCAAAGCGCGAGUGUGGUUGUCGGCGAGGUCGCUGUUGAGGCUAGGAAAGCUGCCGGCAAUGCGAGGAGGGAAGUGUUGAGAGAGGUCGGCAGGGCUAGAGAGGAGGUUGAGAGGAGUGCACACGAGGUUGUUCGUGGGUUUUCAGGACAGCGGGCAGAGCUUUCGACACCGGCUACCCCGACGGAGGCUGGUGAAUCCAAGGCGGAGACGCACCAACAGGCAACAUCAACAGAUGCGGAUGAGGAAGAUCGGGAACUAUAUCAUGCCUCCCCUCGGCCUAUGUCAACUCCGGCUGCUCGCUCCUCCACCUCUGCUUUACACUACCAAUCGUGCGCCGAUUGGCUCAAGGAUGUGAAGGAGAAGAAUGCUCGAAGGGAGUCGGACGCUGACCCCUUCCGUCCGAGAAGAGAAAACGACGAUGUUGCGUUUUGGCAGCAAAUGGACAAGAUCGCACGCUACGCCCAAGGUCCCAGCAAUCGAGCGCCUGCAACCACCGACGACGAUCAGAAAGAGGCGGACGAGAAAGCUGCGGACGAGAAAGAACGGGCUUCCGUCUCUUCGCAGUCUGACGAGGAUGCGGAUGCUCGUGGGGGUCGACGAAAUCGCUGUGGCUCGAGACAUCGCAGUCGCUUGGAGCGCUCUCGUGAUGAUUCCGGGAUCGAUCAUCGACGUCGACAUGGCUCACGGAGGCAUCAUGGCGCUUUCCACCCCCCGUUUUCCCAUAGGUCGCAACGUGCCUGCACGCGUGGACAUCCGCUGCCGCCGCCACCACCUCCACAUCACUCUGACUACGUGCAGCCUGGUCAAUCGCGUCUACCAAUCCCGCUUGGUCGACCUCUGCCACCAUCUCCUCCCUUGCCACCGGCCCCCCUACGUCCACCUGGCGAUUUCGAUUUCCGACCCUUCCCUUUCCCCGCGAUGUUCUCUAACUUUCCCUUCCAUCCUCCUCCUCCUCCUCCUCCCCCACCACCACCACCACCACCUCCUCCUCCCCACUGCCGCACUUCUUCCUUCCCUCCCCCGCCUCCCCCUCCAGCGCCACCAUCGCACCCCCAUAUGUCAUUCCGUCGCUUCGGCAGCGCCAGCGGCACCAUUUACCGCCCUCCGUAUUUCCCUUCGGAGGCACCGAGACCUCUUCGGACAGUCGACCUUUCAAGGUCCCUCUCUCCUGCCCAGCCGUUUCCCAGUCUCGUUGGACCGUCCUCAGACGACGAUGCCAGGGAGGAUCCAUUCGCGACGCCUCCAAGAAUCCCCUCACCACAAGAGGCUUCACCAGAAGCGGAAGUCCCCUCGCCAUUUCCUGCUCCAACACCAGCUACCUUCCCUUUCAACACGUUCACCCAAAUCUUCCCCCCUUCCGCACCGGCAAAUGCUCCCCCUCACAUGUUCCAAACCUAUUCGGACAUCAUUGGCAACCACAUUAUAUCCUCAUCUGAUGACAACAACCCGUUCUCGGAGGCCCGGGUCCGAGAAAAGUUGGCGGCGUUGGACGCCGAGGUUGCACAAUCCGACAAAGAGUUGGAGGAGCAAAUGAAGGAGCAGGACCGGGUGAUCGAGCAGCAGCGGAAGCAGCGGGAGAAGGCGGCGGAGGAGCUGGCGCGCCAGGUGCAGCAGCAACAACGCGAGAUGGAGGAGAGGCUCGAAGCCCAAGCACGUGCUAGAGAGGAGCAGGAACGACGCCUGGCAGAUGAGCAACGCGAGAAUGAGGAACGCAUCCAACAGGCCGAGUAUGCGCGGGAAGAGGAAAUGCGUGAGUAUGAAGCGCAGCUCGAACGCGAGGCCCGCCGGAGGGACGAGCGCCUGGAAUGGGAGGCUCGCGAGAGGUCACCGUGGAUCGGACAGGCGGAACAGCAGACCGAGGAGACGGCGGAGGCUGAUCCAAUCGAGGCCUGCGUGCAAUCACUGUUGGAGAUGGGAUACGGAGAGUCUAGGGACACGGACCAGUUGAGGGCGUUUGCUAACCUGGUCAUGGGAAGUCUUGAAGAUGCUAUCGAACUCAUCGAGGAGGAUCAAAAGGCGUGGGAGAUAUUCUAAUUCACCACCAACCUACCUACCUUGUGCUUAUCUUCAGUGAACCCUUUGCUUUUUUGAGUUUGAUAUGAUAUGAUGGUGCUUGGGAUUGUUUUUGGUUUUUGGUUUUUGGUUUGAUGUUACGGCCGUUGGUUUUUGCUUUGGAGGAAAAUCACUCUACUCGGACUUGGACUUGGACUUGAUAUUGUUAUCUGAAUUUUUGAUUGCUUGCAGCUUUGGUUGUCUCUCUCUGGUUAGUUGUACUCGAUUGCUUGCGGGAAACUAAUGUUGGUCUUUACGAUUGAGUGAGUGAGUGAGUGAGUGAGUGAGUGAGUGAGUGAGGGAGUGAGUGAGUGAGUGAUGUCAAAAGUGAAGAGAACAUUGAUUUGUUGUCGC
Tricharina praecox is the source of this 3721-nucleotide messenger RNA. RefSeq lists its product as uncharacterized. The record is from RefSeq and is a predicted model, not a curated record. Gene Ontology annotation, cellular component: intracellular membrane-bounded organelle; vesicle; cytoplasm. Gene Ontology annotation, molecular function: clathrin binding. Gene Ontology annotation, biological process: clathrin-dependent endocytosis; clathrin coat disassembly. Bases 467 to 3349 code for a protein of 960 amino acids. The transcript is spliced from 2 exons. NCBI's taxonomy places the organism in Eukaryota, Fungi, Ascomycota, Pezizomycetes, Pezizales, Pyronemataceae.